Biomphalaria glabrata is the source of this 4764-nucleotide messenger RNA. RefSeq names its product RNA helicase aquarius-like. Gene Ontology annotation, biological process: mRNA splicing, via spliceosome. The transcript is spliced from 39 exons. Bases 165 to 4433 code for a protein of 1422 amino acids. Gene Ontology annotation, cellular component: catalytic step 2 spliceosome. Lineage: Eukaryota; Metazoa; Mollusca; Gastropoda; Planorbidae. Gene Ontology annotation, molecular function: mRNA binding; helicase activity. The record is from RefSeq and is a predicted model, not a curated record.
GGUAACUAAACUUUAGUUUACUAGUAUUAUUACUAGUUUAGUCUACUGAACUGGUCUCAGCUACCAGUACUGAGUACCACUUGACUUGACUCAGUUAAAGUUAAAUGACUGUCUAGUUGACUUACCAAUUACCAGUACGGCUAUUUAAACAUAUAAAAGUCAAGAUGGACAUAUCUAUUAAGAAAGAAGGAUUGAAGGAAGAAAAAGAAGAAACUCCUGUUAAGUCAAACAAAAAGUCAACAGCCAUUACAGUUGCACAAAUUCAGGAAGACAUUAUCACUGAGCUUGCAUUAAACAAUUGGAGCCAGGAAGCUAAAAACAAGGGCAUAGGGUUUAAGCCUCAGAUAGUCCAUGAGAUCUACCAUAAAGAAUGUAUCGGAUCCAAUUUUACAACAAAAAGAAUCAUGAUGCUGGAAUUCAGUCGGUAUUUGGAGAACUAUCUAUGGCCCAAUUACAAAAAAGGACAGGCAACAAGUCAACAUGUUAUGUCAAUUGCUGCAGUUAUUAAUGAAAAAUUUAGAGAGAGGGUUCCAGCUUGGGAGGCCUUUAAAGAAUCCCCUGAGGAAUUUCCUAAUUUAUUUCGCCAUGUCCUUGAUCUAUGCCUAAGCACAUCUAAGUUAACAUACAGAGAAACAACUGUAUUGCUCAUAUUUCUCAUCCAUUGUUUUAAUAGUUUGGAAGUUGAUUUAAUAAGAGAAAGAGUUCAAAAGCUGGUAUCACUUCCAAUCUGGAUGAAUCUUCUGCCAGGAAGAAGAGAAACUUUGUUUAAAUCUAAUCCUAAAUACAAGAAGUUUUACAAUGCCAUCAAAAAGAGAGAUGCUAAAUUAGACUCGGAAGAGAUGGAGACUGUCCAGUUUGAAAGGAAUUUUCUAGCAAGAUUGAUUGAGAAUUUCUUUUUUAUCUUGGAUUCCAUUACUUUCAAAGGAACUGUUGACCAAAACAAAGUCAAUUAUUGUGAAAGGUUUCUAGAACUUCUCAUUGACAUUGAAGCUCAACUGCCAACUCGUCGCUUUGUCAAUGCUUUGAUAGAUGACAGACAUGUUGUAGUUCGCUGCAAGUUGUCACAGUUAAUUCAUAGGCCGGAAGGAAAGCUUUUUGGUCAGUUACUGGAUAUGUUGGAAUCCUAUGCUCAGUUUGAGAUAGAUGAAAUCACUGGUGAGGCAUUUACCAUGCAUGAUAGAAUAGACUUGCACUACAACAGAGUCAAUGCAUUACAGACAGUUGUAUUCAAACAUUACCCUGAACUGAAGAAUUUUGCCAUCAAGAAUGUAGCAAGUAUUGAUUCUAAAGAAUCACUUCUUAAAUACUUUGAACCUCUCAGCCCAGAAGAUUUGCACAGCAUAUUGGCUCAUCUGAAUUAUCUGCCUCCUUUAGAUGAAAAGAUUACACCAUAUUCUAAAACAUUUCUCAUUGAGCUUUUGAUUUGGAAACAUGAACGUAAAAGAUCACAGCAAGAAGCCAUUAAUGAGAUUCCUCUUUAUCCUACAGAAAAAAUUAUUUGGGAUGAAAAUAUUGUUCCUUCAGAAUUUUUCUCUGGUGAAGGAUGUCUGGCCUUACCAAAGUUAAACUUACAGUUUUUGACACUUCAUGACUAUUUGUUGCGCAACUUUAAUUUGUUUCGUCUUGAAUCCACAUAUGAAAUUAGACAAGACAUUGAAGAUGCUGUCAUUCAUCUGAAACCAUGGAAAGCUGAAGAUGGACAUUGUUUAUUUGGAGGUUGGGCACGUAUGGCACAGCCAAUACAUUCCUUCAGUAUAGUUGAGGUAGCAAAACCACAGUUAGGUGAGAACCAUCCAGCACAGGUCAGAGCUGAUAUCACCUUGAACUUGAGUGUCAAACCAGAUGUUAAAAAUGAAUGGCAAAAUUUAAGAAAACAUGAUGUUGCCUUUUUAAUAACACUGAGACCAGAGGUACCCUUUGGAUAUAAACAUAUUUACAAGCAGCCAUUUAUUCCUCAAGUAGGUCUUGUUUAUGUUAGAGGUUGUGAAAUUGAAGGAUUACUAGAUGAGAAUGGCAAGCUGAUUGAAGAAGGCCCAGAACCAAAACCAGAGUUUCAUACAGACAAUCGUACCUACAGAGUAUGGCUAGAUCCCAAUCAAUACCAACUUGAUAUGGCCAACACAGUCAAUGGAGAAGAAGAUGUGUAUGAAACAUUCAAUGUGAUGAUGCGCAGAAAACCCAAAGAGAAUAAUUUUAAAGCAGUGCUGGAAACAAUUCGAGACUUAAUGAACACAGACUGUGUUGUACCUGAUUGGCUGCAUGAUUUGAUCCUAGGUUAUGGUGACCCUGAUUCUGCUCACUAUUCCAAAAUGCUGAAAGGAAGCUCUACUUUAGACUGGAAUGAUACCUUUCUCAGCCUAGAACAUUUAGAAUCAAGUUUCCCUGAACAUAAAGUAACAGUUUUGGGUGAAAAAGAGACACAAGUACCACCAUUUAAGUUGAUGAUUGAGGAAGAAAAAUCAGAGGGUAAAAGAAACUUGGAGACAGAUACAGAUAAACUUGCUGUGAAGCAGCUCAAAGUAUGGCCUCAUAUCAUUCCCAGCAGAGGACCUUAUAUAUAUAACAAGCCAAAAAAGAAUAGCAUCCAGUUUACUCCCACCCAAAUAGAAGCCAUCAGAGCUGGCAUGCAGCCUGGACUGACUAUGGUAGUUGGUCCACCUGGUACUGGCAAGACUGAUGUGGCUGUACAAAUUAUCUCCAAUAUCUACCACAAUUUUCCAAAUCAAAGGAUGCUUGUGGUGACUCACUCUAAUCAGGCACUCAAUCAACUCUUUGAAAAGAUCAUGGCUCUGGAUGUUGAUGAAAGACAUUUGUUACGUCUUGGUCAUGGUGAAGAGGCUUUAGAAACUGAAAAAGAUUUCAGCAGAUAUGGACGUGUCAACUAUGUUUUGGCCCAGCGUCUGGAACUUUUGCAAGAAGUCAACAGGCUUCAAAUUAGUCUUGGAGAGACAGGUGAUAUGUCUUAUACCUGUGAAACAGCUGGCUACUUUUACAUUUAUCAGAUUUUAUCACGUUGGGAAGAGUUCCAGAGUAAACUGAAACCUUAUAUGGACAAGGACGAACAUGCCAAAAAAAUCCAACAAUUUUUUCCUUUCAAUAAAUAUUUCGCCAAUGCACCUCAACCUUUGUUCAGUGGGAAGUCAUUUGCUGAGGAUAUGGCUGUAGCUGAAGGAUGUUUUACUCACAUAAAUAAAAUUUUCACACAGCUGGAGGAAUUUAGAGCCUUUGAACUUUUGAGAAGUGGUUCUGACAGGGCAAAUUAUUUGUUGAUCAAAGAGGCCAAAAUUAUUGCCAUGACUUGUACACAUGCAGCUUUGAAAAGAAGAGAUCUUGUGACUGUUGGAUUUCAGUUUGACAACAUUCUUAUGGAGGAAUCUGCUCAGAUUUUGGAAAUAGAAACUUUUAUACCUCUCUUGUUACAGAACCCUAAAGAUGGGAAUAACAGAUUAAAAAGAUGGAUUAUGAUUGGAGAUCAUCACCAACUUCCACCAGUUAUUAAAAACAUGGCCUUUCAGAAGUUCUCUAACAUGGAACAAUCUUUGUUUACUCGUCUUGUUAGACUUGGUGUACCAACAGUUGAUCUUGAUGCUCAGGGUCGAGCUAGGUCCAGUCUGGCUCAACUGUACAACUGGCGCUACAAGAAGCUCAACUCUCUACCACAUGUACUGAUAAGACCAGAAUUUAGACUUGCCAACGCUGGUUUCUUAUAUGAGUUUCAGUUGAUUGAUGUGGGUGACUUUAAUGGUGUUGGAGAAUCAGAACCUAAUCCUUAUUUCUAUCAGAAUCUGGCUGAAGCUGAAUAUGUUGUGGCUGUGUUCAUGUAUAUGAGAAUGAUUGGCUACCCAGGUGAACAGAUUUCUAUUCUGACAACUUAUAAUGGACAGAAGCAUCUAAUUAGAGAUGUCAUUCGACAGAGAUGUGGAAAUAAUCCUUUGAUUGGCUGGCCUCAUAAGGUCACAACAGUAGAUCGUUACCAAGGACAACAAAACAAUUUCAUUCUUUUGUCACUAGUGAGAACCAAGGCUGUUGGACAUCUUAGAGAUGUCAGACGUUUGAUUGUAGCUAUGUCCAGGGCCAGGCUUGGACUUUAUAUUUUUGCCAGGUCAUCUUUGUUUAGCAACUGCUUUGAGCUUACACCUGCUUUUAACAUAUUAACAUCUCGAGCUCAAGUUCUCUAUCUCUUGCCUAAUGAACACUAUCCUUGUGAGAGAAAGCUGCAAGAAGUACCAGUAGAAUCUGCCAUGGUAAUUUCUGACAUGCCACAAAUGGCACAAUUUGUGUAUGAUUAUUACAAUGCUAAAGUGGAAGAGCUUAUGAGAGGUAGAGGCUUUAUAAAGGCUAACAAGCUUCAAGCACCACCCAAGUUAGAGAAGAAGGUGGAACAAGGAAAAGUGGAACAGGAAAAAGUGGAACAAGAAAAACAAGAAAAUUGAUUUCAUGUAUUGCUAUGAACUAUUUCUAAAGAAAUGUUUUACAUGUUUGAAGAUGUAAUUAAUUGUUACUCUGAAAUCUUAUUAUUGUUCUUGUCAUUCUAAAUGCAAGGAAACAGACGCAGACCAUUUUGUUAUGUACAUAUUUUAUUUUGUAUUAAAAUGUUUUGUUGUUUUCUGCAAGCUAUACAAGCUGAAUUUUGCCUUUGAAAAUUGAAAAUGUCAUUGUAUCAUUUGUAUAAAACAUGUCAGUUAUUUCAAUGUCAUGUACAAUAUCGUUUUCUAGACCUGAGAAAUUAAUACAUAACUAAUACAUUGAAAGUACACACUGAAA